CCCAUCUCAUAUAUCUCCCUUCGCAUUCCACUCCCUCCCAGCACUCCCCACUCUCCCUCUCUCUCUCUCUCUCUAGUUACUCCAAGAAGCUUUAAGAGAGAAACCAAACCAAUCCAAACAAAAACAAAACCAAAAAAUGUUACUGGGAAAGCGUCCCCGACCUCCAAUCAAGAGAACCACAAGCAUGACCGGCAUCACCGUCGAUCUGACUAGUGAGGAGGCCCCUCAGCCGUCUGAUCCCCAGAUCCCCAUCCCCAACCUGGAACAAUCUUCAGGCCAUGAUGCUACUCACAACAACAACAACGCGUACAUGAAUUUUGGUACCAAAGGGUAUCAGGAUUCAUUCCUGUCCAUCUUGUCUCCCAGACUCCAUAGGCGAAACUCCGCCGAUUUCAUCGAAACCGCACACUUCCUCCGCACGUGUGGCCUCUGCAAGCGUCGUUUGGCCUCUGGUCGAGACAUAUACAUGUACAUGGGAGAUACAGCCUUUUGUAGCUUAGAAUGCAGAGACAAGCAGAUGAAGCAGGACGAGAGAAAAGAGAAGUGCAUGGGGGCUUUGGCGGCGUCCACAAGCGACGAACGCCGCGGAACGACGUCGUCUGCUAAUUCCUCAAAGGGGUCGUCGUCAUCAUCAUCAGCUGGUAAAAGCCAGACAAUGGCAGCCGCUUGAUUAAAAGAAAAAAGAACGGAUGGCUGGAGAUCUAGAAAGAAAGAUAGUGAAGAAUGACGAUUUUAUAUAUAAUAUAUAUAUAAAGAUAAAAGGAAGAGAAUGAGAUGAGUACUUGACAAUAGAAGAGAAGUGCAAUAUGAUACUAUUGCCUUUCUAUGAACAUCCCCCCAAAAAAAUCCCACUAUAUUGUCACUAUCUACUUAAUUAUAUAUAGUAAUUAGUAGUAAAGCUUUUUCCUGUAAUGAAACAAAAUAUAUAAUUAUGUCUACCAUUAUUGGAAAAAGAAAAAAGAAUUAAAAGAA
Humulus lupulus (European hop) is the source of this 972-nucleotide messenger RNA. Its product is annotated as FCS-Like Zinc finger 5-like. The coding region runs from base 137 to 670 and encodes 177 amino acids. The record is from RefSeq and is a predicted model, not a curated record. The transcript is spliced from 2 exons. Lineage: Eukaryota; Viridiplantae; Streptophyta; Magnoliopsida; Rosales; Cannabaceae.